This is a messenger RNA of Aegilops tauschii subsp. strangulata, 1081 nucleotides long. RefSeq names its product protein DESIGUAL 2. The record is from RefSeq and is a predicted model, not a curated record. NCBI's taxonomy places the organism in Eukaryota, Viridiplantae, Streptophyta, Magnoliopsida, Poales, Poaceae.
CCGGGCUCCCUCUAUAUAAGCCACGGGUGCACGCCAGUCGACCACAACCCAAAAGAGGUCGAAGAUUCCAUCGAGCGCAGUGGCCAUGAAAAUGGAUCAGAAGAUGAUCAUCGUGUGCUCCGUCGUCGGCUCUCUCGGGGUGCUCAGUGCCGUCCUGGGGUUCUCAGCCGAGGGCACGAAGCUCACCGUUUCGGACUUGUACGUGGGUGGAGGGCUGUGCCUGUACCCGCAGAACCCCGCGCUCGGGCUGGGGGUGUGCGCGGUCAUCUUCCUGGUGGUAGCCCAGAUCGCCUUCGCGGUCGUCGGCGGCUGCUGCGGCUGCUGCAGGUCCCGCGCCAUCCCCUCCGAGACCAACCGGAUCAUCGGCGUCGUCUGCGCCGUCUUCUCAUGGAUCAUGGCGAUAAUCGCGUUCGCGCUGCUGGUGACGGGCGCGGCGUGGAACACCACCGGGACGCGGGAGCCGUCACCGUUCGGGCUGUGCUACGUCCUCAAGGACGGCAUCUUCGCCGGCGGCGCCGUGCUCACGCUGGUCGCCACGGCCCUCGGGCUCACCUCCUACGUCAUGCUCCGCGGGCAGCCGGCCACUGCCGCCGCCGCGCCCAAGGAAGGCGAGCAGAUGCCGCCGGGCGCCGCCGGGACGACGACGGGGCAGCCGCAGUUCCCGCAGCAGCCUCCCCAGGGGCAGGCGCCACCCAACUACCCGCAGCACUCUCCGCCGCCCCAGGGGCAGGGGUACGGCCAAGCGCCGAACCCUCACUACGCGCCUCCUCCGGCACAAGGACAAGGCUAUGGAGCGCACGCACCCAACCAGCAGCAGCAGCAGCAGCUACCCCCGCCUCCUGGACGAGGCUACGGGCAGUACCCUCCCCCUAAAGGAGACGAACAGGUGUAACGCGCGCCGUUUGAUCAAACCAUGCAUCUCGAUCGUGCUAUACUCCGUGAUUUCUAUCGUUUUUGUGAAUGUAACGUGUGUCUCGCUCGACCUCACCGGAGGCCCUAUAUUCUUCACUUACUUUUAGAGGAUCAGUCAUGCUUGUUUGCUGCUUUACGUUUGCAAUUGAGAUCUCUCCUAUACUCUUCA